Molecule: messenger RNA, 1763 nt
Organism: Caenorhabditis elegans
Lineage: Eukaryota; Metazoa; Nematoda; Chromadorea; Rhabditida; Rhabditidae
Gene: acc-3
Product: Acetylcholine-gated chloride channel subunit acc-3
Exons: 12
Coding region: 76-1629 (517 amino acids)
Biological process (GO): excitatory postsynaptic potential; monoatomic ion transmembrane transport; monoatomic ion transport
Cellular component (GO): plasma membrane; postsynapse; membrane
Molecular function (GO): transmembrane signaling receptor activity; monoatomic ion channel activity; extracellular ligand-gated monoatomic ion channel activity
Source: RefSeq, marked reviewed
AAGCUGUCAAGAAGGAUCAGAAGUUUGGAGUGGUCUCGCUCUGGAGCAAUAUACCUCGUCAUCGAAUGUAUUUGAAUGAUUCGAACACGGCACGUCUUCCUAUUUGCCGUUCUCCUGGCUUUUGCUAGCUCACAAACCCCAACGCCAGAAGCCAAAUCAUCAGAGCAGUCACUGGAGGAAAACAAAUUUUUCCCUCUGCCGCCCACAACUCCGUUUCCCACAAAUGCAGUGGCGGCCACUGAUGAAGAUGGAGAGGAACUAUGCACUUCUGAUAAAACAAUCAUCGAAAAAUUGCUCAACAAUUAUAAAUCCUUCAGAACACCAUCGGAGUCAGGCGUAAUUGUGUGGAUAGAAGUCUGGGUUCAAGAAGUGAAUUCAGUAAAUGAAAUCACAAGUGACUUCGAUAUGGACAUCUACGUCACCGAGCUCUGGAUGGACUCGGCACUUCGAUAUGAACACUUGAAUCCGUGCAAAUACAAUUUGUCUCUCAAUUCUGAAAUCCUCGACCAAAUCUGGAAGCCUAAUACGGUUUUCAUCAAUAGUAAAUCUGCGAAUAUUCACAAAUCACCAUUCAAAAACGUGUUCCUUAUGAUAUACCCGAAUGGUACAGUAUGGGUGAACUAUAGGGUUCAGGUGAAAGGACCUUGUUCCAUGGAUUUUAGUGCUUUUCCAAUGGACCAACAAUCUUGUCAUCUUACGUUGGAAUCUUUUAGUUAUAAUAAUCAGGAGGUUGAUAUGCAAUGGAUGAAUUGGACAACGCCUUUGUCGCUUUUGAAGAAGGAAAUAGUCCUUCCUGAUUUUGUUAUGUCCAAUUAUUCUACAUCCUUGAAACAUGAAAUAUAUCCUGCUGGUGUAUGGAACGAGCUCACAAUGACAUUUGUUUUUAGUCGACGUUACGGGUGGUAUAUUUUCCAAGCAUAUAUUCCAACAUAUCUUACAAUAUUUAUCAGCUGGAUCAGUUUUUGCUUGGGACCAAAAAUGAUACCAGCCAGAACAAUGCUAGGGGUCAAUUCUUUGUUAGCCUUGACAUUUCAGUUUGGUAACAUUAUGAGGAACCUGCCACGAGUAAGCUAUGUAAAAGCUUUAGACGUUUGGAUGUUAGUCUGUCUAACAUUUGUGUUUUGUUCCUUAUUGGAACUUGCGAUCAUUGGCUCAAUGGGUGCUCGUUCUGAGAACCGACAAGCUCAACAACAAAAACAACAAGAUGAAGAAGCGACAAAACAUCAGAAAGGUCGGGAGAAUAGUACAUGCUCUCAUCUAAUGUCUCCAUCAUCGUGCCCAAACAGCCCAAGGAUAUGUAGAAACCAUAUUCCGAAUGAUGUUCCGCAGUCGUUCAAAAGUUACGGAUCAACAGACCCAAGAAUGCGAAAACGGCUCAUAAUUGCGUCGAGCAGCACAAUUUCCCAUGCUCCAAAUGCCAACCGAUCCGAGAAAGUAUUACUUCUAGAUGGAUUAGAAGAGACACAAUUUUCUCAAGUGGAAACCAAGUUUAGUUCAAUGGCAUCGAUAAAAAUGAAGAAGCAUUGGACCACAGAAGAAAUCGAUCGAUUGUCGAUGAUAAUGUUUCCCGGAUUGUUCACACUGUUCAACAUUAUAUAUUGGACAUAUUACCUUACUGUUAACACAUGACUUUUUAUCACAAACAUAUUAUUCUUUGCCCGGAAUUCUUUUCAAUACUUUCUCGUACGUGCCUGUAUUUUUUGAACCACCUCUUCUAUCUUUUUAUUUUAUUUAACACAUUCUUUAAUGAAGUUUCAAAGAAC